UUGUCAUUUAGUCAGAAAGUUAAGCAAACCAGCAACUCGAAACGAGCCUAAGUUGCAUCAAAACUUUUUUUUCUAUUUUUCGAAUUUACCUUUUGUUUAUAUUUUUUUUCUCUCUCUCUCUUUCUCUUUCUCUUUACCUGUUCAGUUCUACUACUCGGUGCCUCGGAAUUUACUUCGUGUUCCCUUUGUUCAAUACUGACCAAUUCGUCCAUUUCAAUCGAAUCGUGAAAACAACAACAAUCUCAUCUGAACCAAUUUCUAAAUUAGUUCGUAAUCCUUGGAAAUUCAAAUUUUUUCUCCAUUGAUUACAAAUCGAUUGAUAAGAGAAAAUAAAAAGUUUCCUCUAAUUAAUUUCACUUAAUCGGUGUUCCAAUAUCUUGUGGUGAUUCGCAAUCGCAACAAAAAUAUUCACACUGGAUUUUCAAUCGUAUCUGUUAAAUUAUUGAGAAAAAUUAUUUAUUGUUGACAAUUUGUUGUUGUUGUUUAUAAAUUUUGUUUCUUUGUUUAUAUUUGUUUGUUUUAUCAUCAACAAAAAGAAAAGGUAAUCAAUCAUUAUCAUUGAUAUAAUCAUGCAGGACGAUAUAACGGCUUAUAUACAAAGUAAUCAUCAUCAUCAUCACCUUCAUCCUCAUCAUUUGUAUUCAACAGCUUCAAGUCCAAAUGGUGAUCAUUUGUCCAAUGCUCAUCAAUCAAUGCAUCAUCUUCCACCUCCACCCUUACCCCCACCACCACCUCAAGGAUCAAUGGGUCAACUUACCCCAUCAACACAACAACAACAACAACAACAAACACAACCUCAAUCACAACAACAAGUACCACCACAAUCCAAUCAUCAACAACCACCACAUCAUACAAUCUUGACCACCGCCAAUACAAACACAAAUCACAAUUCUGAUAGUAAAAAGAAACAUAAUCGAGGAGAUCCCAAUGGAGACUAUUAUUACUGUGAGGCAGAACCAGAAAGUUCAACCAAAAACUCAAAAGGUCAUGGAGGAGUAAAUCAAUUGGGUGGAGUGUUUGUCAAUGGGCGACCAUUACCUGAUGUUGUUAGACAGCGAAUAGUUGAAUUGGCCCAUAACGGGGUCAGACCCUGUGAUAUAAGUCGACAGCUUCGAGUAUCACAUGGUUGUGUAUCCAAAAUUCUGGGAAGAUAUUAUGAAACAGGUUCAAUCAAACCUGGGGUCAUCGGCGGUUCUAAGCCCAAAGUAGCCACACCUAAAGUGGUUGAUGCAAUUGCAAAUUACAAGAAACAAAAUCCAACAAUGUUUGCCUGGGAGAUACGAGAUCGCCUAUUGUCUGAUGGUAUUUGCGAUAAUGAUAAUAUACCUUCAGUUUCAUCCAUAAACAGAAUUGUCCGUAAUAAAGCAGCAGAAAAGGCAAAACACUGUAUGAACAAUUCUAGUAACAAUUUGAACAACAAUCACAAUUCAAAUAGCAAUCAAAACACCAAUUCAGCUAUUUCACCCAAUUCCCAUUCUCAACCUCAUAAUGUAACCUCCGUAAUUGUAAAUGGAGCCCAACAGCAAUCACAAUCAGCCCAAUCAACACCAACCUCAGCAACUUAUUCAAUUAACGGUAUUUUGGGUAUUGAAGAGCAGCAAAGGCACCAGAAGAGGAAAAAUCCAUCACCCAAUGAGAAUCAUAUUGAAGAUUUUAAGACCGAGUCAUUUAAAACUGAACCUUCAGUCCCAUCAAAUGCCAGUAAUAACCGAACCACAACUUCACCCAGUUCAAUACAAAAUGGUGUCGAUAAUGAUUCUAAAGCACCCAAAAGACCUCGACUUUCAAAUAACAAUCAGCAAUAUAAUGGCCUCCAUGGUAACAAUGAUCUCUAUAGCGUUUGGAAUAGCGGAGUUAAUCCAACCUCGGGCUACACCUUGAUAACUGAAAAUAGUGAUCCCUCCAUAGGUCAAAGUCACCCCACUCAUCAACAACCCCAACAACCCCAACAACAACAACAGCAACAUUAUGAAAUAACAACUUUAUACACUCCACCAACAUCAGCCUCUUCAUUGGGUUCGACCUCAGUGACCCCUCCCAAUGCAACCCCUGCAGUACCAAGCGAGUAUUAUGCCACAUAUCAUCAAGCAGCCUAUGCAUACCCCAACUACACCUACAAUCAACCUACUCCCGUUCAACCAAUUUCGGCUCAAAAUAAUGCUCAGGAUUUGUACCAGAAUAAUAUUCCCAUCAUGCCCUUUUUCCAAUGACAAUUAACUCAGUAAUUAAUUAACAAUUGUAAUCAAUCCAAAUCAAAUCUUAUCUCUCAUCUUUUUACCUCAUCUUUAUAAAUAUUAUAUAAAUCUUAUCAUUAUCAUCGGAUAUCAACAUCAACACCAUCACAACAACAGCAACACCUACACUUAGUGUAAUUGAUAAUUAAUUGAUUGAUUAUCGAUUGUGAAUCUUGAAAAAACAAAACAAAACAAUCAACUGGUCAGAAAAAUUUUUUUUUCUUCUUCUUCUUCAUCAAAACAAUUCUUCAAGAUACCAAAUUGACCACACUGACCAUUCAAAAACCUUUUUCCCACUGACUGAUUACUCAAUUAACGAUGCUAAUGAUUUAAUGAUAAUUUAAUUGAGAUGGUAAAAUGAUGAAUGAUUAAGUAAAUUGUAAUCUAUUAAUUUUCGCACAACAAUCAACUUCCAACACCAAAAAAAAAAUCAACAACAAUUAUAUAAACAAAAAACAACCAAACCCAUAAACACAAAACACUUUAAUUACAACAAUUAACUCUCGAAAAUUAAAACUUAUAUAUAAACAAUUAAAAAACGAUUUUUUCCCUGGGGCAAAAUGAAACAAAAGUGAAGAUAAUUAAUAUUUUAUUCCUUCAAUCAAAUGGGUGUUCAAUUGUUCAACUCUCUCUCUCUCUCACUCUCUCUUUAUUUCCGUUUCCUCUCCUUCCAAUUUAAUUAUUAUUACCUGAUUAUUACACCUUAAUUAUUAUUAUCUGCUCACUCUCUGAGUCUCUCUCUCUCUUACACUUUGAUAAUGUCUCUCUCCCCCUACCACACCCACUACCUCCCACUUAUAAGAUGUAAUAUAUAAUAUUUAUCAUUAAUCUCAUCGUUUUUUUUUGCUGCAAGAGAUAAAGAAAUAAAUUAAAUGUUAUUGAAUAAA
Messenger RNA from Panonychus citri (citrus red mite), 3121 nucleotides. RefSeq names its product paired box protein Pax-5-like. The coding region runs from base 570 to 2210 and encodes 546 amino acids. The record is from RefSeq and is a predicted model, not a curated record. The transcript is spliced from 8 exons. Gene Ontology annotation, molecular function: DNA-binding transcription factor activity, RNA polymerase II-specific; RNA polymerase II cis-regulatory region sequence-specific DNA binding. Lineage: Eukaryota; Metazoa; Arthropoda; Arachnida; Trombidiformes; Tetranychidae. Gene Ontology annotation, biological process: anatomical structure development; regulation of transcription by RNA polymerase II.